GAGGCUCCGCCCCCAGCCGCUUCUCCUCUCCUCAGCGGCGGCUCCGGGCCCGGGGGUCCCGGCCAUGGAUUGUGAGGAGAUGAAAGAGCUGGAGCAGGAGGUGAUGGAGGAGCUGGGAAUCUCCCUGGAGGAGCUCCAGGAGGUGAUCGACAAGGAGCUGGAGCAGUUUGAGUGUGUGAAGCAGAGGAGGCAGCAGCUGGAGGAGCUGGAGCUCUGCCUGAGGCAGAAGGAGGAGGAGGUGGCUCGAGUGGACAGCCUGGUGCUGGAUGCUUCCAGGGGCAUUGAGAACUUCGAGGUGCUGGUCAGGGAUCUCUACUCCAAACUGGGGCUGCAGUACCGGGAGAGCAGCUCCGAGGACGAGGAGGCAGCUGCUCAGCCCAUGGAAGUGAUUGAGAUCCUGGAUGAAGAGGAGGAUGAUGAUGUCCUGAGCGUCGACACCGUCCCCAAGCACAGUGACAGCUCUGCCCGCGGCGCCAAGGAUCAGAGCUUGCUGAGGGAAGCCAUGGCUGCCAUGAGGAAAUCUGCUCAGGAUGUCCAGAAAUUCAUGGAUGCUGUGAACAGGAAAAUGACAGCACAGGCGCUGCAGAAAGAGACCCAGAGCCCUCAGGAAACCCCCAGCACCCCUCAGCCCCUCGGCCCGGCAGCCGCUGGGAGCGACCUCAGCAACGACGGGGAUCUGAGCGUUGGCAUGAGGAUCCUGGGCAAGAAAAGAACCAAAACGUGGCACAAAGGCACCCUGAUUGCCAUCCAGACAGUGGGGGCUGGUAAGAAGUACAAGGUGAAAUUUGAUAACAAAGGGAAGAGUUUGCUCUCGGGCAAUCACAUUGCUUACGACUUCCACCCCUCACCCGAGAACCACUGCGUGGGCAGCAGGGUGGUGGGCAAGUACAAAGAUGGGAACCAGGUCUGGCUGUAUGCUGGCAUCGUGGCUGAGACCCCAAACGUGAAGAAUAAAGACAGGUUCCUCAUCUUCUUCGACGACGGUUACGCUUCCUACGUCAAGGAGUGGGAGCUGUACCCUGUCUGCAGGCCACUGAAAAAAACCUGGCAAGACAUCGAGGACGUUUCCUGCCGCGACUUCAUCGAGGAGUACAUCACUGCCUACCCCAACAGGCCCAUGGUGCUGCUCAAGAGUGGGCAGCUGAUCAAAACAGAGUGGGAAGGCACCUGGUGGAAAUCCAGAGUGGAAGAAGUGGAUGGCAGCCUGGUCAAAAUCCUAUUCCUGGACGACAAACGCUGCGAGUGGAUUUACCGCGGCUCCACGCGCCUGGAGCCCAUGUUCAGCAUGAAAACCUCCACGGCUUCCACCCAGGAGAAGAAGCAGAGUGGACAAACCAGGACUCGUCCCAACGUUGGAGCUGUCCGCAGCAAAGGCCCCGUGGUUCAGUACACCCAGGAUUUAAUGGGUGCUGGCACCCAGUACAAGGCCCUGGAGCAGCUGCAAGCAGCCUCACUGCCCCCUCGAGCUGCUUCUCCACAGCCUGCUGAGAUGGAGUGCCCUGACAACCAGCUAGCCCAGGGCAGGAAACAAGUGGCCAAGAAGAGCACUUCCUUCCGUCCCAGCUCGGUGGGCUCUGGGCAGUCCUCCCCCUCGCCCCCCAUCCUCACUGACCCCCCCACAGCAGGAAGGACCCAGCGCCCCCAACCCAGUGGCACCACCACCACCCCCGCCGCGCUGCCGCCGCCGUUCCACGGGAUGCUGGACCGGGUGCCCACGGAGCCCUCGUACCGUGCCCCCCAGGAGAAGCUUUUCUACCUCCCCCACGUCUGCAGCUCCACCUGCCUGUCCCGGGUCCGGCCCAUUGCCCGGGACCAGUACCGGAGCAAGAACCCCCUGCUCAUCCCCCUCCUCUACGACUUCCGCCGGAUGACGGCGCGGCGCCGCGUCAACCGCAAGAUGGGUUUCCACGUGCUCUACAAAACCCCCUGUGGGUUGUCCCUGAGGAGCAUGCAGGAGAUCGAGAGGUACCUCUUCGAGACAGACUGUGACUUCCUCUUCCUGGAGAUGUUCUGUUUGGAUCCCUACGUCCUGGUGGACCGCAAGUUCCAGCCCUGCAAACCCUUCUACUACAUCGCCGACAUCACCAAGGGCAGGGAGGACGUUCCCCUCUCCUGUGUCAACGAGAUUGACAACACCCCCCCACCCCAGGUGGCCUACAGCAAGGAGAGGAUCCCCGGCAAGGGGGUCUACAUCAACACCAGCUCCGAGUUCCUGGUGGGCUGUGACUGCAAGGAUGGCUGCAGAGACAAGUCAAAGUGUGCCUGUCACCAGCUGACUGUCCAGGCCACUGGCUGCACCCCGGGUGGGCUCAUCAACCCCAACUCUGGCUACCAACACAAGAGGCUGGAGGAAUGUCUCCCCACGGGAGUUUAUGAGUGCAACAAGAGGUGCAAGUGUGAUGUGAACAUGUGCACCAACCGCCUGGUCCAGCACGGGCUCCAGGUCCGACUGCAGCUCUUCAAAACCCAGAACAAAGGUUGGGGCAUCAGGUGCCUCGAUGACAUCGCCAAGGGCUCCUUUGUCUGCAUCUAUGCAGGGAAGAUCCUGACGGAUGACUUUGCAGACAAAGAGGGGCUGGAGAUGGGGGACGAGUACUUUGCCAACCUGGAUCACAUCGAGAGCGUGGAGAACUUCAAGGAAGGCUACGAGAGCGACGCCAAGUGCUCCUCUGACAGCAGCGGGGUGGACCUGAAGGAUGAGGAGGAGGAGCACACGGGCACGGAGGAGCAGGAGGAGUCCAACGAGGACAGCUCUGAUGACAACUUCUGCAAGGACGAGGACUUCAGCACCAGCCCCGUCUGGCGCAGCUACGCCACGAGGCGCCAGACCCGGGGCCAGAAGGAGAACGGGCACCUGGAAACGGCCUCCAAGGACUCGGGGCUCACCAGGCACCUGGGCCAGGAGGAAACGGGGGUGGCCACCUCCUGCAAGCUGCCCGUGUCAGAGGAGACCUCCAAGAACAAGGUGGCCUCGUGGCUGAGCUCCAACACCGUGGCUGAGGGCUUCCAGGACAACGACAGCAGCUCCUCCUUCAAGACGAGCGAAGGAGGCGAAGCCAAAGGCACCAAAAUGGAGCUCGGGGAGAGGGAGAAGCCUGAGCUGGAUGGGGAGAUGAAAACGGAGAAGAAAGAGGAACCUGAAGAUUCAAUCAAAAUGCCUGGGCUGAGGGACCUGGGGAGGUUGUAUGGGUACAACCCCAGCCCCCCAAAGCUGGAAGGGAUCCGGAGGCCCACGAGCAGGACAGCAUUGCUGCAGAGCAGGAGACACUCCCUGGCCACACAGCCCAACCCCGAGGAUGUGCUGACCCUCUCCAGCAGCACUGACAGCGAGGGGGAGGCCGGGCAGGCGGCAGCAGGACAGGCCCAGGGCACCACCAAUGACAGUGAUGACAUCCAGACCAUCUCCUCAGGAUCUGAGGAGGAGGAAGGGGACGAGAAGAAAAACCCUUCCCCUGGCUCAGGUCCUGUCAAGAGGCAGGUGGCUGUGAAAUCCACCCGGGGCUUUGCCCUGAAGUCCACCCACGGGAUUGCCAUCAAAUCCACCAACAUGGCCACGGCCGAGAAGGGGGAGAGCGCCCCGGUGCGCAAGACCACGCGGCAGUUCUACGAUGGGGAGGAGUCCUGCUACAUCAUCGAUGCCAAACUGGAGGGCAACCUGGGCCGCUACCUCAACCACAGCUGCAGCCCCAACCUCUUCGUGCAGAACGUCUUCGUGGACACCCACGAUCUCCGCUUCCCCUGGGUCGCCUUCUUCGCCAGCAAGAGGAUCCGAGCAGGCACGGAGCUGACGUGGGAUUACAACUACGAAGUGGGCAGCGUGGAGGGCAAAGAACUCCUGUGCUGCUGCGGGGCCAUCGAGUGCCGCGGGCGGCUGCUCUGAGCCCACCCCAUCCCCACAGACCCCCCCGGAGCUGGGAUUGGGGGGGGGGAGGGCAAAGCUGGGACGUUGCCCCCCACCCACAGCAGCUCCAGAAGUCAAACUCCCUCCUCUUCCCCUCCCUGGGUUCAAGCGUGGGGGUUUGGGGUUAUUUUUUUGGGGUGGGGGAGCUGCACAUCUACAGAGGGUUCAAUAAAUCACUGAAGAGGGUGGAAAACGAGGCAGAUUUUUUGGCAAACUGGAAUCAAAUCAAAAAUAGGUAAUAUUAGGCAAAAUCUAGAGGUGGGGGGAAUCCAGCUGCCACCUCCACUCCCUGGGGCACCCAAACUGAGCACAGCUCCGUGCUGGCACAAGGCAGCUUUGGUUUGGGGUUUUUUUUUCCCUCCCUUUUUUUAAAUUUAAGAACAACCCAACCCAAAGCACAACCACCUUUCUGGGGCCUCCAGGAGCUCUGGUUCCAUCCUCAGUGUCCACCUGAAUGGCAGCUUUGUCAUCCCAGGAGGAGGCAGUGGGGCCACCCCGGGCUGAAGGUGUGGAGAGCUUUAGGGAAAAAAAAAAACAAAACAAAAAAAACCCCAACCAAAACUCCUCCAAUCUGCCCAAUUUUAGCACUGCAGAAGGGAUCUGUACCCCAAAUUAUGCCCCCCCUCCCCCUCAACCCGGGACCACCCACACAGCACCCACCAAACCCUUGAUGGUGUGUUGGGUUUUUUUUUACUGAAGUUUAUUAGUUUUUAGCUUUUAAUAUAUUUAACCUUUUAUUUUUUAAAAAAAAAAGAGGAAAAAAAAAAAAAAAAAAAAGCAAAACCAACAAAACACGUUUUGGUCUGAGUUGGUUAAUGGUCCUUUUCCCCCCCCACCCCCACCCCACAACCACGGGGAGGUCUCACCGCAUCCCGGGGUGGCUGCGGGAGGCAGAGCCAAGCCCGGCUCCUUCCUUCUUCCAAAUAAAUAGGAAAAAAACAAA
This is a messenger RNA of Calypte anna (Anna's hummingbird), 4844 nucleotides long. RefSeq names its product SET domain bifurcated histone lysine methyltransferase 1 (gene SETDB1). Gene Ontology annotation, biological process: heterochromatin organization; negative regulation of gene expression. Bases 65 to 3880 code for a protein of 1271 amino acids. The transcript is spliced from 22 exons. Gene Ontology annotation, molecular function: zinc ion binding; histone H3K9 methyltransferase activity; DNA binding. Gene Ontology annotation, cellular component: nucleus. Lineage: Eukaryota; Metazoa; Chordata; Aves; Apodiformes; Trochilidae. The record is from RefSeq and is a predicted model, not a curated record.